This is a messenger RNA of Paralichthys olivaceus (Japanese flounder), 2339 nucleotides long. RefSeq names its product aldolase C, fructose-bisphosphate, b (gene aldocb). Gene Ontology annotation, cellular component: cytosol. Lineage: Eukaryota; Metazoa; Chordata; Actinopteri; Pleuronectiformes; Paralichthyidae. The record is from RefSeq and is a predicted model, not a curated record. Gene Ontology annotation, biological process: glycolytic process; fructose 1,6-bisphosphate metabolic process. Gene Ontology annotation, molecular function: fructose-bisphosphate aldolase activity.
CGAUGACGCAGUUACGUAAGCCCCCGCCCCUGGUCUCGAGGCUCUUGAAAAGGAGUCACGUUGCGCUGCAGCAGUGAAACAGGAGCUUGUCUCUCAUCCGCCGAACAGCGCUCACCUGAUCUCAGCACAGCCAGACCGCCAUCAGCAGCAACCAUGACUCACCAGUACCCCGCACUGACUCCUGAGCAGAAGAAAGAGCUGCAGGACAUCGCUCAGAGGAUAGUCGCUCCAGGAAAAGGCAUCCUCGCAGCCGAUGAGUCCACUGGCAGCAUGGCAAAACGUUUCAACCCCAUCGGGGUUGAGAACACAGAGGAGAACAGGCGCCGCUACCGCCAGCUGCUCUUCACAGCCGACCAGCGCAUCGACAGCUGCAUCGGAGGAGUCAUCUUCUUCCACGAAACCCUCUACCAGACCACAGAUGACGGCACUUCCUUCUCCAAGCUCAUCCAGGACCGCGGCCUUGUUGUUGGCAUCAAGGUGGACAAAGGUGUCGUGCCCCUCGCUGGAACAAAUGGAGAAACCACCACUCAGGGUUUGGACGGUCUGUCUGAGCGCUGUGCGCAGUACAAGAAGGACGGCGCUGACUUUGCCAAGUGGCGCUGUGUGCUUAAGAUCAGCGACACCACGCCGUCUGAGCUGGCCAUCUUCGAGAAUGCUAACGUGCUGGCGCGAUAUGCUAGCAUCUGCCAGCAGAAUGGAAUUGUUCCUAUUGUGGAGCCUGAGAUCCUUCCUGAUGGAGACCAUGACCUGAAGCGUUGCCAGUAUGUCACUGAGAAGGUUCUAGCUGCUGUGUACAAGUCUCUGUCAGACCACCAUGUGUACCUGGAGGGGACACUGCUGAAACCCAACAUGGUCACAGCCGGACACUCCUGCCCCACCAAGUACAGCAGCGAGGAAAUCGCCAUGGCCACCGUCACUGCCCUGCGCCGCACUGUCCCUCCUGCUGUCACAGGAGUGACCUUCUUGUCAGGCGGCCAGUCCGAAGAGGAAGCAAGCGUGAACCUCAACGCCAUCAACAACUGCCCGCUCGCCAAGCCUUGGGCCCUGACUUUCUCCUACGGCCGCGCCCUGCAGGCCUCCGCCCUGAAUGCAUGGAGAGGAGAGCUGAGCAACGAGAAGGCUGCCGCCGAGGAGUUCAUCAAACGCGCUGAGGCAAAUGGUCUGGCUGCGCUCGGCAAGUACGAGUCUUCUGGAGCUGGUGGCGCAGCAGCAAAGUCUCUCUAUGUGGUCAAUCACGCCUAUUAAACAUCAAUCGUCCACAUACUACUGUGGACUAGUUAAAGUCUUAUAUCUGCUCUGCUAUUCCCCCCUCACACCUCCAUAAACACAGGCCUGCGCUGUCUACUGUACUUUAGAGUUGUCAGAGUUAUUCAAAUUAUUGGUUAUGUGUAUUAAAAAAAUUAUGUGAAACAAGAAUGCUAAAGGGAUCAGGCUUGUUUUUUUUCAUUGGAUCAAACAGUUUUAAGAUUUAUGACUAAAGAGGACAACAGUUUUUAAUUUCUUGUCUGUAACCUUUUCACCGGGCUCAGAGACAGGAAGUAAGAGGCUGCAAAAUCUUUUUAGUGGAUCAGGUGAUCAGUCAGUAUUCAGUCCCUACCUCCUCUGAACUGCACCUGUCUCCACAUCUGGUGCUUUCCGCCUCCAUUCCCCCCUCACGACAAAACCCCACUCCCGGGCAAGACAGAUCAGCUUGUGUGUUUUCGCUUGUGUCUGAACAAAGUGUCGGCUUCAAAUCCUCAAAAUCCAACAUUAACACUCUCCCCAACACUGGGACCAACCAAUCAUUAUCAGCAUCAGCACUAGCCGGUGAGAGACGAGAAAAGAAAAGACAGCGUGGAGUCUUUUGGUACUGAGUUGAUCUUUCGAGCGACUGUGGGGUGGUUGUACUGUCAGACAGAUGUAGCUCCAGCAGAGGUCAGUAUAGGCCCACGUUAACAGAACAUCACACACCAGGAUGCGUCCGUAUGAUUCAGCCUAACCUUUCUGUUCUCACACUCCCAAUCCCAACUAACGUUUGCUCAUGUCGAUUCUUAGUAUAACUUUAGCUUUAAAUCACAUACAGUACUCAAUGUAUUCAGUUGUGUGAAGGUGUCGAUAUUAUGUGAUGCUUGUGUGUCAUCCCCCCUCCUCCCCUCUCCCUGAUUCCUCUCAGUCAGCCCCACGAGAAGAAGACUUGGUUUCUUUUGACGUAUGUAUGACGUGGACCAACUCGUGGGGUCGGCGGCGGGAAGCGGUCACUGCUGUGUUGGAAUACUGUGAUGUUUGUGAUGUUAAUAUUGUUCUUGAAGCACUUGGUGUGUCAAAUAGUGGAGACAAAUAAACUAAAAAUGUAAAAAACA